Mus caroli (Ryukyu mouse) is the source of this 1973-nucleotide messenger RNA. It is a transcript of the gene Yipf2, whose product is annotated as Yip1 domain family member 2. The record is from RefSeq and is a predicted model, not a curated record. Gene Ontology annotation, cellular component: membrane; Golgi apparatus. Lineage: Eukaryota; Metazoa; Chordata; Mammalia; Rodentia; Muridae. Gene Ontology annotation, biological process: vesicle-mediated transport. Gene Ontology annotation, molecular function: small GTPase binding.
CCUAAACGGAUGUUGCCGUUGCGUGGCGAAGGGUGGGCUCUGAAGGGAAGGCGAGCGGCGCGCACGCGCAUAGAGCAAGAGCCACGCCAGCUUAGGUAGGCUCAGAGUGCGAUGCGGUGACGCCUCCAAAGAAUCAUGGCAGCGGCUGACGAACUGGCCUUCCACGAGUUCGAGGAAGCCACAAAUCUUCUGGCAGAGACCCCAGAUGCAGCUACUACUAGCCAAAGUGAUGAGCGGACCUCCCGAGAGCACGUGGCUGUGGUUGUGGGUUCAGACAUUGGCUAUGGAGCUGAAGUAGGGGAGGAAGAGGAUGACAAGACAUCACUUCUACAGGAAGAAAAGCCACAGCCCAGAUUCUGGACAUUUGACUACUAUCAGAGCUUUUUUGAUGUGGACACCUCCCAGGUCUUGGACAGGAUCAAAGGCUCCCUGCUGCCCCAUCCUGGCCACAACUUUGUGAGGCACCAUCUUAGAAACCGUCCUGACCUAUAUGGCCCCUUCUGGAUCUGUGCUACCCUGGCCUUUGUCCUGGCGGUUACUGGCAAUCUCACUUUGGUGCUUGCACAGAGACGGGACCCCUCCAUUCACUACAGCCCCCAGUUCCACAAGGUGACCAUAGCAGGCAUCACCAUCUACUGCUAUGCUUGGCUAGUGCCGCUGGCGCUGUGGGGCUUCCUGCGGUGGCGUCAGGGCACGAGGGAGCGCAUGGGACUGUACACCUUCCUGGAGACAGUCUGCGUCUACGGCUAUUCACUCUUUGUCUUCAUCCCUACUGUGGUCCUGUGGCUUAUCCCAGUGCAGUGGAUACAGUGGCUCUUUGGAGCCCUGGCCCUGGCCUUGUCAGCUGCUGGGCUGGUAUUCACACUGUGGCCUGUUGUCCGAGAGGAUACACGGCUGGUGGCUGCGGCACUACUGUCUACUGUGGUGCUGCUUCACGCCCUCUUGGCGCUAGGCUGUAAGCUGUACUUCUUCCAGCCACUGCCUCUGGACCAUGUGGUACCAGCACCCCAAGCCACACCUCCAUCUCCCAAUGUCCUGCUGCCCAGUUCAAUCCAGCCCAUGACAACCUCCUAGGAAGGCUCACAGGCCAAACUCAAGGGGAUACUACUUGUCCUGCCCUCCGUAUGAAGAUGGGAGGAUUCUUGGACCCUGGAGACUACCCUGCUGUUUUGCAGGCUUUUCUUACAAAGCAAACACUUUUAUUUUCUAUGCAAAGGUGAUCCAGAGAAUUUAUAUAAAGGUGGGGAGGGGCAGCCGAGCAGGGAGUAUUACUGAUGGACAGGAGAGAGCCUGGUUCCCAGCUGCCUGAGGGCCCUCUGAUUCCCUGACAGGUCAGGAGGGUGGCACAGAGCAGCUCCAGCCUUUGCCAAGGGGUUCCUGUGGCAGGCAAAAGCCCAGCCUGAGCUGUGGCCAUUGAGGUGGGGACUCUAGGGUAAGGGAAUAGGGGAAACUGCCUGUGCUUAUUAAUCACCCUUCCUUCUUUGCUUUUCUUUUUAUCUGGGGAGGUCCUUGCGAGGCUCCUUCCCAGGGUUGCUGUCUUGAAAGGAUUAAGAGGAACAUGAAUGUGAAUGCAACACACAGGCCUAUGUUAGCUAUCAGGAGAGGACGCCUUCCUUGUGUGACAGAUCUUUGAGGUUUCUUGUCUGCCCCAGUAGCCCAGGGUGACUCACUCUGGGCUGCCUGUUCAAGCUUUUGAUGGAGGGGGGCCUUUAGGGCUCAGGACAGGACAGUAGCAGAAAGUAGGGACUAGGCCUUUGGACAGCUGGGUGGUUUGUACAUUCAAGUUUGAGGUGAACCCUUUGGUGGGAGGGGGCUGCGCCCACUCUGAAGGCUUGACAGGGCCACCCCUCACCUAGAACCUCUGGGCCUAGGAACAGGGGCUGCUGGCUUGGCCCGGCCAGCCGGGUUUCUCAGAGGGUCUGUGGGUUGACACUGGUUCUUUUCGUAAAAAAAUAAAAUUAAAAAAAGCAGCA